AUAUAAAUAAAUACAAAAUAUUGUAAUUGUUUAAAGCUAAAGUUCUAUAUAACACAACCUUCAAUAAAAUAUUUUAAAUAAAUCGAACCCCACAAAAUAUAACAAUCUCUAAAUUAAUCUACAUUCCUUCCAUCUUUAAUAAGCACUAUAAUCGAUCAUCUUCUCCAACCAAACCACCUUCAUUUUUUCACCCACCGUCACACGGCGGAGCGGAGGUGCAGAAAAUAAACAAAAACACCCAUUAAAAGAUUAUUCAACUCAAUGACACAUUCAACACUGAUUUCCCAAUCAACAACGCCCACCAUCAUCAUCAUCAUCAUAAUGGUCCACUAGCUUCUUUGCACCAUGAUCAAACCAAAACAAACCAAACCACCUCCUCCCUCCAUCUUCAUCGAUACUCUCAUUCACAUUCCUCCACCACCAUCAUCGUCAUCAGUGCCACGCACGCCCAGCACCAAACAGACAAACCCAAAUCCCCACAGAACCACCAGCCAGUAAGAACACACCAGAUAUAUAUACAUACAUACAUACAAACAUUAUUAUAUAUAUAGAGAGAGAAAUUAUCGAAUUAAGGUCUGUAUUUUAUGUAACAAACCCAUAAUUUCGUCCAAAAAAAUGGUGUAUUCACUCUCUUCUACCACUUUCAUGUAUUCUGUAUGUACUGCUAAAUGCCAUCUCUCUCCGGAAAUAUCCAUGUCUGUGUCUAUCAACCCUUGAUUCCUUAUGAGACCACCAUUUUUGCCUAUAUCAUCAUCAACCCAUCAUCACCCCUUCAACUUUUUCAAUUCUUUUCUCAGUUUCCGGUGGGUUCAUUGCGUCCGUAUGGAACCCGCUACCACCACCGCUUUAUCACCCAACACUCGUCGCCGCCACCGGAAAAUAGUCGUCAUCAUGGGUCCAACCGGGGCUGGGAAGUCUCGUCUCUCUAUUGACCUCGCAACUCGAUUCUUUAAAAACUCAGAGAUUAUAAACUCGGAUAAAAUGCAGGUCUAUCGUCGACUUGAUAUCACCACUAACAAAAUCACAAUGCAAGAACAGCACGGCGUCCGCCACCACCUCCUCGGAGCGUUUGACCCAACUCAAUCGGUUGUGAACCCACACGAUUUCCGGAAAAUCGCAUCGGAUGCCAUCUCCGAUAUUACAUCCCGCCGUGGGUUGCCGCUUAUCGUCGGAGGUUCAAACUCAUUCAUCUACUCACUCGUUACAAAACGAUUCGACCCGAAAUCGGAUGUAUUCAACGGACCAAACCCAGACCCCGUCAGCUCAGAGCUCCGAUAUAAAUGUUGUUUCAUUUGGGUGGAUGUCUGCUUACCGGUUUUAAACCAGUAUUUAUGCAAACGGGUGGAUGAGAUGCUGGAUUCGGGUAUGUUGGAGGAGCUAUCGGAGUUUUUCAGUUCCGGCGAACAUUUAACGGUGAAGCGGAGCGGGUUGGGGCAGGCGAUCGGAGUUCCAGAGCUGGAAGCGUAUUUCCGUACCGGUAAUGGAACGGAGUCCGAUGCGGUGUAUAGUGAGGGAGUGAGGAGGAUAAAGGACAAUACGUGUCAGCUAGCGAAGAGACAAGUGGGUAAGAUCCUACGGCUGAAGGACGGCGGGUGGGAUUUAAAGAGAAUUGAUGCAACAGAGGCGUUCAUGGCGGUAUUGACGGCGGAUUCAGGCGGAGGAAGGGUGGCGGAAAUAUGGGAGAAGCAAGUGGUGGAAACAAGCGUAAAGAUCGUGAAGCAAUUCUUGGAGGAGUAG
Molecule: messenger RNA, 1737 nt
Organism: Lactuca sativa (garden lettuce)
Lineage: Eukaryota; Viridiplantae; Streptophyta; Magnoliopsida; Asterales; Asteraceae
Product: adenylate isopentenyltransferase
Biological process (GO): tRNA modification; cytokinin biosynthetic process
Cellular component (GO): mitochondrion
Molecular function (GO): AMP dimethylallyltransferase activity; tRNA dimethylallyltransferase activity
Source: RefSeq, a predicted model, not a curated record